UAAUAAAAUAAUUUCCACUUGUGUUAAAAAGGCCAUGGUUUUACAGAAUUUCCAUGCAACCGCUGAUAUCCAAUAUAAAAAUUAAUUAAUAAUAAUCCGACAUUAUCACUUGCUCUGCCACAGUGACACUCACCAACUUCGACCUAUUAGGUUUUUUGAUGAAUUGACACACCAUCUCAUAUCUCCAUUUAUUUUUCUAUUUUUCCGGAAAUGUAUUCUCAAAUACUCGUUUCUAUAUAUUUUAAUUUAUUUCCAAACGUAUCAUAAUUCAACAAAAAAAAAAAAAAUAAUAAUAAUAAUAAUUAGGGAAAGUGGAAAGAAAUAUAAAAGCACACCCCACCAACCGUAUAUAAAAAAGGACUGAAGGUUUUAUAAUAAAAGAGAGAGUUUUUCUGUUGGAUUUCACAAAUGGCUUCAAGGUUGAUGUGGGCUUCAAGGGCUGCUUCCUACCUCAGAAUCCAAACCACCCAUAGAGGGUUUGCUUCUGUUGUGAAGGAUUUCAAGUAUGCCGAUUCUCAUGAGUGGGUUAAGGUUGAUGGAAACUCUGCAACUGUUGGAAUAACCGAUCAUGCUCAAGAUCAUUUAGGUGAUGUUGUGUAUGUUGAGUUGCCAGAAGUGGGGGCUUCUGUGAAGCAGGGUGAAGGCUUUGGAGCAGUCGAAAGUGUCAAAGCAACCAGUGAUGUUUACUCUCCCGUGUCAGGGAAAGUGGUUGAAGUCAAUGAAGAGCUUAGCAACUCCCCUGGUUUGGUCAACGCAAGCCCAUACGAGGAAGGAUGGAUAAUGAAAGUUGAGAUCAGCGAUAGUAGUGAACUGAAUAAGUUGUUGGACUCAGAAAAGUACACCAAGUUUUGUGAAGAAGAAGAUGCACAUUGAUUGAUCUGGCCAAUGGCAGCAGGCGGUUCUCACGGAUGGGUUGCUUCUGCACAGAAUGUUACAGGGGUAGUCAAAACUGCAAAUUCACCUUUCUACUUUUCUGCUGUGUUUUUACUCCGCUUUGCUUUCGCAUGAGUAAUCAAUUUUAGUGAGAUUGUUGUUUCGAUCUGGAUAAUGAAUUGUAAGUUUUGUCGUUCUCCUAUUCGGUCUGUCCAUUGAUGUUGUAGCAGAUCUGGAAUUUUGUGAAAUGUUCUUUAUUGAGAAUGAAGUGCAACAAAUUGAAGAGGAAUAA
Pyrus x bretschneideri (Chinese white pear) is the source of this 1165-nucleotide messenger RNA. Its product is annotated as glycine cleavage system H protein 2, mitochondrial-like. Gene Ontology annotation, biological process: glycine decarboxylation via glycine cleavage system; protein lipoylation. Gene Ontology annotation, cellular component: cytoplasm; glycine cleavage complex; mitochondrion. The record is from RefSeq and is a predicted model, not a curated record. The coding region runs from base 409 to 873 and encodes 154 amino acids. The transcript has 3 exons. NCBI's taxonomy places the organism in Eukaryota, Viridiplantae, Streptophyta, Magnoliopsida, Rosales, Rosaceae.